CACCACAUUUGACCCGCCACUCAACAGUGAGAGAUUCAAUCCAUUAUAUAAACCAUUUUAUAUUUCUCUCCAAUUUCACACUAUCAUAAUUGUAAUCCUAUCUAUUUAACAACGAAGACCAUCCCAUAAACUUCGGAUCCAAUUAUAAAAUGAAGUGAUUCGUCUCCCAAAAAUCUUGAACCGGUUUAUGUUCUCGUAGCUGAUUUCUGAUGGUUGGUGUAUCAAUGAGAAUCUUAUCUGGCUUCAUCACUAUUCUUGUCUGGUUGCUUCUAACUGAAACAUUUGGCUCGUUUGCUCAAAAUGAUGUCGAUUGCCUCAGAGCAAUAAGAAGUUCCCUGGAAGAUCCAUUGGGCUACUUAGGGUCAUGGGAUUUCAGCAACAACAGUCGAACAUCUAUCUGUAAGUUGGUUGGGAUCGAAUGCUGGCACCAGGAUGACAACAAGAUAUUGAAUAUCAGAUUGUCGGACAUGGGACUUAAGGGCAGUUUUCCUCGAGGAAUUGUUGGUUGCAAGUCCCUCACAGGCUUAGAUCUUUCAAGAAACGGUAUCAAAGGAAACAUUCCAAAUGAUAUCUCAAAGCUAAUUGGUUUUAUCACUAGUCUUGAUCUUUCUUCCAACCAGUUAUCCGGAGAGAUUCCUGUGGAUCUUGCGAAUUGCUCAUUCCUGAAUGUCCUGAGACUUGACAGCAACCAUUUGACUGGCCAAAUCCCCCUUCAGCUCAACCAGCUCACACGGAUUAAGACAUUUAGUGUGGCAAAUAAUCAAUUGAGUGGACAAGUUCCCACAUUCGCAAAUGCUCAUAUCCCAGCACAAAGUUACGCAAACAAUUCUGGACUCUGUGGAGGUCCUUUGUCUCCUUGUAGGAAGCUCGAAGGUUAACCAUACUUGAUGUGUACAUGGUCCUUAAGUUGUUCGGAUGUUUAUUUGUUUUCCUAGUUAAUUAUAAUAAGUAGAUGGAAAGUUAUUGACUAAUAUUAUUUGGCUUCGAUAUUCUCUCA
Molecule: messenger RNA, 997 nt
Organism: Salvia hispanica
Lineage: Eukaryota; Viridiplantae; Streptophyta; Magnoliopsida; Lamiales; Lamiaceae
Gene: BIR1
Product: BAK1-interacting receptor-like kinase 1
Molecular function (GO): protein binding
Source: RefSeq, a predicted model, not a curated record